CGGCGCUGGGAGACUGCGGCCGGAGGCUGCGGCGGUGCGCGCGGGAGCGGGGACGCCGGCCGCAGGUUUGGAAGAUGACCUGCAGCACAGUUGCCCUUUUUUGUGGCAGCAGAUAGCGGGUGAAAAAGUGUGACACAAGUUUGAUGUUGGUGUCUGCUUCCCCAAGGUCAAGAAAUUAUCUCCUCAGAAGAGAGCAGUACUAUGCAUGUUAUGAAUUGUGUCUCCUUGGUCAGUGAUAAAGAAAAUGGGACUACCGCCAUGGCAGCUGGAUUCAUGACUGGACAAACACCACCCCCAGCAGCUCCUCCACCUCCUCCUCCACCCCCUCCACCUCCACCAUGUCCAUAUUUAGGGGAGGGGUUUCCUCCCUCUCCCCCUCCACCCCUACCACCUCCUCUACCUGGGGGGCCUCCUGUCCCACCUCCCCCUCCAGGACCACCCCCAAUUUCUCACAUGAACGGCUACAGCCACCUUGGUAAGAAAAAGCGGAUGAGAAGCUUUUUUUGGAAAACCAUUCCAGAGGAGCAAGUUCGUGGCAAAACCAACAUCUGGACCUUGGCAGCCAGGCAGCAGCAUCACUACCAAAUCGAUACAAAGACCAUCGAGGAGCUCUUUGGGCAGCAGGAAGACCCCACCAAGUCUUCCCUUUCUAGGAGAGGAGGAACUUUAAACUCAUCCUUCAGGGACACUCGAGAAGAGAUAACUAUCUUGGACGCAAAACGGAGCAUGAACAUUGGGAUAUUUCUUAAGCAAUUUAAGAAGUCCCCUCAGUCCCUUGUAGAAGACAUUCAUCAAGGAAAGAGUGAGCAUUAUGGAUCAGAGACGUUGCGAGAAUUUCUUAAGCUUUUGCCAGAGUCAGAAGAGGUAAAGAAAUUAAAAACAUUUAGUGGCGAUGUGUCCAAGCUGUCCCUGGCAGACUCCUUUCUGCACUGCUUAAUUCAGGUGCCAAACUAUUCACUUCGGAUUGAAGCCAUGGUGCUAAAGAAGGAAUUUUUACCUUCUUGUUCUUCUCUAUACACAGAUAUAACAAUUUUAAGAACUGCUACGAAAGAGCUGAUGUCGUGUGAGGAGCUACAUUCGAUAUUGCACUUGGUGCUCCAGGCUGGGAAUAUCAUGAAUGCAGGAGGGUAUGCUGGCAAUGCAGUAGGAUUUAAACUGUCUUCUUUGCUCAAAUUGGCAGACACAAAAGCAAAUAAACCUGGGAUGAAUCUUCUGCACUUUGUUGCACAGGAAGCCCAAAAGAAAGAUGCCAUUCUUCUGAACUUUUCAGAGAAACUACAUCAUGUUCAGGAGGCUGCUAGAUUAUCUCUGGAUAACACGGAGGCAGAGCUGCACUCGCUGUUUGCCAGGACGAGAUCGCUGAAGGAAAACAUCCAGCGGGAUGGUGAGCUUUGUCAGCAGAUGGAAGAUUUCCUUCAGUUUGCCAUAGAAAAGCUGACAGAACUGGAACACUGGAAACGAGAGCUCCAGGAUGAGGCCCACACCCUUAUAGAUUUUUUCUGUGAAGACAAAGAAACCAUGAAACUGGACGAAUGCUUUCAGAUAUUUAGAGACUUCUGUACCAGAUUCAACAAAGCAGUUAAGGAUAACCACGACCGUGAGGCACAGGAGCUGAGGCAGCUGCAGCGGAUGAAGGAGCUGGAGCAGAAGCGGCGCUCCUGGGCGGCCGGGGAGCUUGGGGGCUUUGGCCGGAGCAGCAGUGAGAACGAUGUGUUGCUGCUGACCAAGAAGGGUGCAGAAGACCUGCCCGCUUUCCUGCACCCCAGGCCCAUCAGCCCCUCCUACCGGCCCCCCAACACCCGCCGCUCCCGCCUCUCCCUGGGCGUCUCUGCCGACCGGGAACUGCUGACCUUCCUGGAGAGCUCCACCGGCAGCCCCGAGGACCCCAACAAGUUCAACAGCCUGCCCCGGAGCAGCUCCCGGCAGCCCCGGCCCACGGUGGCCUGGAUGGAGCCUGCAGAGCCAAGGGACCAGAAUUCCGACUGUGCUCACAAACCUCAGGCCUCGGAGAGCCAGGAGAAAGCCCCCGAGCCUCCCUCUGCUUGGCGGAUCCCGCCUGCGGCCGGGGGUGAAGAGGCUGCCGCGGCCUUUCCCCGGGCCCGGCGCGGGGGGAACAGCGUCCUGCGAAAGAGGAACAGCGAGCCUGUGGGCUUGGGUCCCGCCCGGUCCCCUCCGCUCUCGCCACUGGCUCUGGGGAUUAAGGAGCAUGAGCUGGUGACAGGCCUGGCCCAGUUCAAUCUGCAGGGUCCCAAGAUCGUGGAGGAGACAUCCCGGCCGACCCCGAAUGACUCGAGCCCAGCGGAGCUGGUGUCUCCAGGGGAUGGGUGCCCGCAGUCACUCAGUGCUGGCAGCAGCAGCCUGACACCAGGGGACAGAGGUGCCCAGGGGGCUCUCAGCCUAGCCCUGGGGGAUGACCGGGCUGCCCCUGCCGAGCCCAGCGACACGGCCCUGGUGCCUGCGGGUGGCAGCGACCCUGAGAACAAAGAUCCUGGGCCUCUGCUGCCCAUCUCCGACGCCACCGACUGCUCGCUCAGCCUGGACUGCUCGGAGGGAGCCGACUCCAGACCUGGAGCGGGAGAGCCGGCGGAAGGGGGCGAAGGGGACGGCUCUGUGUCCUCUGGGGUUGGGGACACGACGGGGGGCAGCCAGGUCCCCUCUAACCCUGCCUCCAGCCCCCCUGCGGAGGCUGCUGCCCCCGCCUCGGUGAAGAGUGAGCCCAGCUGCAAGGGUGGCCUUGCCAGGGACAGACCCGCCAAAGGCAAGGAUGUUACAGCACCGAAGAGAAACUCCCUCAGAGAGGCGCCUCCGGGGGCCCCGAGGCCGGGCGCGCGGCGGGGCCCGGUGUCGCGGCCGGUGCGCACGCUGACGGCGUCGGAGAGCGAGACCAUGCGCAAGGUCGUGCCCAUCUCCCGGGCCAGCCGCGGCGCGGGCGGCUGCAAGCGACCGGACCCGCCUUCCCGGGCGGCCCCCCGGGACUCCGCCAGCAGCGCGGACACGCCGUGGUCGCGCCGGAGCUCCGUGAGGGGGACCGCGGACACGUCGCCCAGGAGGCCCGCGGGGGCCGGGGCGGCGGCCGAGGAGCAGAGGCCGUCGCGGGGGCCUGGCACCAGCAGCGCCCGGCAGGGGAAGGAGACCCCGCUGCAGCGCAGGGGCUCUCUCAGGAAGCCCAGCGCCAAGCCCCUCAGGAACGUCCCCAGACAGAAGCCCGAGGAAAAUAAGAUCUGCCGCUCCAGCUCCCAGGGUCCCGAGAGUCCCGAAGAGGAGCCCAAGACCCCGCCGGCCCCCAGCGUCCCCCGGGUCCCAGCCCCGGUCCCGAGCUUCGCCCGAAACACGGUGGCCUCGUCAUCCCGGUGCAUGAGAACUGAUGCCCCUCCUGCAGCCAGAGCCCCUGGCAUCACGCGGACAGUGUCGCAGCGGCAGCUGCGGGUGAAGGGUGGCCCUGAGGAUGCGGCCGUCAAGGACAGCGGUACCCUGAAGCGGGCCAGCAGCGCCCGGGCCCCCAAGAAGUGCCCAGAGCCUGCUGCGGGCCCCAAUGGCCACACGGAGGUCCCUCCGAAGGGCAGAGGGGCCGGGGAGAGGGCCUCCCUCGGACUGAAGGACUCCAGUCGGACCGCACUGGGGAAAAUCCUCAGCCCCUUACGGAAGUGAUGGGUGCCUGCCCCCCUCUCUUGUCUGCUGGGAUUCAGAUGGGGAGGACAGACUUCUGGGUUGAGGACCCGGGAAGAGGCAUCACCGAAUCUUUGCUAUGCAUAAAGCAACCCAUGGUGCCAUCUGCUAACGAUCAGGUCACUGAAGGUACAGGCUGGGGGGCCUGGAGACUGCAGCCUGCUGUACAGACUCCUGCUGCAAAUCCAGGCCCGGGUGGGCGGGGCCAGCGCCCCUCUCACACCCUGGCCCUGACCCUAACUCCCGCCCCCAAAACGAAGACUCUCACGUGCAAGGUGACAUUCUUAUGUAACAAGUAAAAGAAUUUUUUUUUUUCUGGCCAGUUUUUAUAUAUUAAAGACUUAUUUUUUAAUAUUAUAAAAAUUAAAUGUUGUUUUAGUUGGUUCCUUUUGCAGAGUGAAAGAAAUGCCUCCCAGGAAAAAAAUAUAUAUAUAUCCUUAAUAUGAAGCUAUUUUUAUCUUCCUGUGUUCCCUGGCCUCAGGGUUCCACCUGCCCACACCUGGUCCAUUGCUGGCGACUGGACUUCUCCGAAAGCCCUUAGAUAUCCUGUAAUUGGCUCCAGCUCCUUGAAGACUUUCUGGCCGGCCCAUUUCUCCUUGCGUGACUCUGGGUGAGGGUUUGAGCAUGAAUAGGAGGGAAAGUUGGGCUCCGCUGGACAGAAAGCAGAUGCCCUUGUGUAUUCAGGGUGGGUGUCAUGGGCAAUGAGCCUCGCGGGCCGCGUGGCUGCAGGGCAAGCCUCCCCUGCAGGCCGGGGGCAGCCUCUGGGAGAACGCUGGAUUCUCUGCAAUGUAAAAGUGCCAUAUUUUAAUGGAAAGGCAUCAGGGCUGUUCGGCUGAGCACAUCUUUCCUCCUCUGUGUUUCUCCAUUUGUGUGUCUGUUAUAAAACUGAGUGAAGGCUGCUAUGACCUGUGUUCACUCUGGUUACAGGGAAGAAUAACCCUUUUGUCUCCCAGUCUGUCUUCUCCCUUUUCUUCUCUCUCUGUCUGCUCCCGGCCUUCCUUCUUUGUGUAAUGUGGCCUGGAGAGAGUCCCCCCCCCCAUCUUUUUAUUGAUGACAUCUCUUAUCACAGAGGUUUUUAAAUCCUGAGAAAAACCAAAUCAAGUUUUUUUAAAACAGACCCCAAAAAAUUGCUUUCAGAAGAAUGUAUACCAUCAGGAAAAAUUGGGGGGAAAAUCAGGCUUUAUUCAAAAGAAAGGGUUGAAAGCAUGUACUUUUUCUACCCAGUACCCAUUUCACUACUCUCUGAAGUUAAUUGGGAAAUGGGGGAGUUCUUGAAAGUAUUUUGUUUUUUAAAACUUGCCCCCCUCCCUGCUUCUCUCCACUUUGGGCCACUUAUUAGUGAAACCUCAUUUUAAAUCCAACAUUGAUAGGUGGAUGGAUUUAGGCAAACACGAUGCAUUUGUGGUGAGUCCAAUGUUACAGCCUCUGUCCUGUAGAAUGUUACCUUUUAUCCAAAUUAAUUGGAAACUCUGAGCUUCCGUAAGUCAGCCAAGCUUUAAAGGUAAACGUUAUGAUUGAAGAACUGAGGCGCCUGACCAUAAAACCUCUUGUAAAACCAGCCCUGAAGUAGGAAUUCCAGGGCUCCGCUAAGAUGCCUGUGGGAAUCCUGAGCUGCUUUUCACCAUCUCAGGACAUCAUCUACUUAGCCAGGUAGACAAGUUCAAAACAUGGGUGGGUGGGAAACGGAUGAAAGAGGUCAUGCAUUUGUGGACUGUGGAUACCGAAGGGGUCGGGACCCCUUGGAGGGAGCUUGGGUACUGGGUUCCAGUCCCUGCCCUAUCACUGAUGCCGUGUGACUUUGGCAAGUCACUUCCUCUCCCUAAACCUCUGUUUCCCAGUCCACAGACAUGGGGCACAAUGGUCUCCAAGGGUCCUUCCAGCUCUGAGAGUCCAAGGCAUGUAAACAACCCAGGACUCGUCUCUGUCCUGCAUCAGUUUCUCAGAACCAACCUUGGGCAUCUCUAAAGCAAAGGCCUCACUUCAAGGACAGUUCAGAAGAAAGCACCUUCAGAAUGAGUCAUUGCUGUAAAAGUGAAUAAGCUGAGUUUCCUGGGAAGCGGUGCUUUAUUUAGCCCUGUGGACAAUUUCUGUAUGCAUCUGUGUGAGCAGGUGAUCAUUCUAUUACCUUUUAUUGGUAGUAAGCUUGGAAAAAUAAUUUAAGUAUACAAUGGAGAACUGUAAAUAAGUUUCUAUGUAAAUUUGUUUAAGAUGAAAUGAAUGUAUUUAAAGGCCCAUUUAUAUGUUCUUUUAUGUAACAUGUAGUUUAAUAAAGUUCCUGCUUA
Molecule: messenger RNA, 5948 nt
Organism: Lemur catta (Ring-tailed lemur)
Lineage: Eukaryota; Metazoa; Chordata; Mammalia; Primates; Lemuridae
Gene: FHDC1
Product: FH2 domain containing 1
Exons: 12
Coding region: 202-3648 (1148 amino acids)
Biological process (GO): actin filament polymerization
Cellular component (GO): cytoplasm; actin filament
Molecular function (GO): microtubule binding; actin binding
Source: RefSeq, a predicted model, not a curated record